Nasonia vitripennis (jewel wasp) is the source of this 509-nucleotide messenger RNA. RefSeq names its product histone H1.1, embryonic-like. Lineage: Eukaryota; Metazoa; Arthropoda; Insecta; Hymenoptera; Pteromalidae. Gene Ontology annotation, molecular function: nucleosomal DNA binding; double-stranded DNA binding. Gene Ontology annotation, cellular component: nucleosome; nucleus. The record is from RefSeq and is a predicted model, not a curated record. Gene Ontology annotation, biological process: negative regulation of DNA recombination; nucleosome assembly; chromosome condensation.
UGAGCAGACCAAGUCAUCCUCCGAUAGCCGAGAUGGUCAAUGAGGCCAUAUCAACUUUGGAUGAGAGAAAGGGAUCAUCGCUCAAAGCUAUUAAGAAGUACAUCGCCAGUGUCUUCGUGGCCGAUCACGUCAAGAGAUAGCCGUCUACUGCCGUCUACAUCAAGAAGUAUCUGAAGACUGCCGUCAAUAACAAUGUCAUUGUGCAGACUAAGGGAACCGGUGCUUCCGGCAGUUUUAAGCUAGCCAAAGUUCAGGCCGAGAAGCAGCAGCAACGGAAGGCUUCAACUCUAGACCGCGUGAAGCAAGGGACAAAAGCUGGCGCAGAAAGGAGGGAAAAAUCAGCUAAUAGAAAAAAGGCCGUCUCGCAAAAAUCAGAAGAGCCAAAAAAUGCCAAGAUUUCUAAAUCUCCAUUGAAAGCUAAGAAAGCUGCAAACAGUGCAAAAUCCAAGAUGCCCAAGCAGAAGGUCACGUGUACAACUACUGACAAAGCGGCAAAGAAGGUUACAUAA